This is a messenger RNA of Dujonia railenensis, 663 nucleotides long. The record is from the annotation of a GenBank genome assembly. Lineage: Eukaryota; Fungi; Ascomycota; Pichiomycetes; Serinales; Debaryomycetaceae.
AUGUCGACUUAUGAGGACGAUCACAAUUUGAGGGAAAACACCCCUCCAAGGUCAGGUAGGAACAAUCGAUCUGGUGGUAGAUCGGGCCAACCUCAAAGAAACCACCGAACACUCUCUGCUGCGAUCGAUUCGUUUAUAGAACUGAACAAUCCGCACUCUUCUGCGCAAGUACCUUCGCAAACGGUGCACGAUACGUUCCUGCAGGCGCUUCUGUUGUUAGCAACAGAGGAAGGGUCAGAACUAGCCCUCCAGUUACUCGAUACGAUAAACCUGGAGGCCAACGGAGGAGCCGGCGGCGAGAAGCAUCAGGGUGUUACAGACGAGUUUUUGGACUCCUUGGAAAGGGUUAAGCUUAAGGAUGUCCCUAAUAAGGAGACCGCUGACUGCCCCAUCUGCACGAACUUGUUCGUAGAUAACGAGUACCCGCUCUUGGUUAGGUUGCCUUGUAACGUGCAACAUGUCAGUGGGAAGAAGUCAAAGGGCCACAUCUUUGACAUGGAGUGCAUUGCUCCUUGGUUGAAGAUGAAUUCGACAUGUCCCUUGUGCCGGUUUGACGUUGUAGCAGCUGACAAGACAAGAAGAGAAAAGCUAGAGGAAGAGUUAAGGAAAUUGAAGGAGGAAGACGAAGAGGAGGAGGAAGAAGGGUGGGACGUCUAUGGAUAG